AUGGACUGGUAUGUCCAGCCACAGGACGCCGGCGCGCGUCUCGAUGCCUCUCGCUCCAUGCCGCCACGUCAGCACGUAGUCACAACGACGCCUGACGCCGCUGCCGUACCAUUAAACCGCUCCCCACGUUCGUCCACCCUUCCAAACCACCUUCCAAAUCACCCGGCGUACCAUUAUCCGAACCACCCGCCGAACCAGCGGCACCGCCUACUACCCGAGCCUGGUACCGACGCUCGGCCCUUCAGCGACCAGCACAUUCCCCUUUCAGGCGAUGGCCCUCCUAAGCGCGACCGCGCCAACCGCGCCCUCCGCAAGGGCAUCUCCGCGUCGUCCGCGGACUUAGAUCCGCCGGGAUACCGGCAGGAUCGAGAUGACUCUAGGCAGCGUGACAAUAACGGUGGUGAGUACAACGAGCUCACGGAAUAUCUCUUUGGAGAGGGGGGGCUUGGAGCCGGCGCGUGGGGUUCCGGCGGCGAUGCGUACGAGCGCGGAACUGGCGGCGGGAUUGGCGGAGUUGCGGGUGGCGGCGCUGGUGGCAGUGGGAGAUACGACGACGCAAUAAGAGGCGAUCCGGGACGAGGGGCCUCUAAUGCUCGGCAUGCUCUGCCCAAAUCUCCGUCUGCGCGUCGUGCCGGCGACAAUAGCCGGCCAGCCGUCAACCGCCGGCAGGGGUGGCGGCGGGGUAGUGACGGGCUGUCAGGUUGGGCGGAGAAUCCCGAGGUUGUGCCCGAGCCUAUGCCCAUGGUUCGGCGCCAUACCACGGGCAUGGGCGGGAUGGCAGUUUCGCACGGGGAGAGGGGGAAGGGCGGGGAGGGUAUUGGGGAAGACGGGCAGUGGCGGAGCGGGAAUCAGGGGGAGAGGGGGGAGCGGGCGCACGGAGUGCUGCUGCAGCGGCGAUCGAAAACGGGCCCUGAUUAUCACAGAAGUCACACGUUGGUUAGCGCGGGGAAUACGGCGGGGAACGCUGCAGCAGGGGCUUCCUGGGGAGGCGCCGCGGGACACGGCGAGAGCUUCGGCGGCUUCGGCGGGGGGUUCAGAAGCGCGGGCGGCGCACCGAAGUCGUCCUCGGGCGGAUCGGUGCAAAGCGGUGCUAGUGAGGGGCAGACGGCGGUGGGGGGGGAGCAGCAGAGAGCCGCAGGAGGUAGCGGGGGACUGGCGGGCGCGGGAGGCGGGAACAGCGGGGGGAGGGAUGGGGGCGCAGGCGGAGUCGCGGGGAUAGGCGGACCCCGCGGGGUGCGCGCGGGGAGCAUCGGCAUCAUGUCUCCGCGCCUGCUCAGAUUCCUACCUCUGGCUGGGGACCCUGAUGACGAGGAGGGGGAGGGGGAGGGGUACGGGGAGUACGAUUGGGGGGAGGAUGGAGAGGAGGAGAAGGAGAGAGAGGAGGCCCGCAGGAGAGGGCACAGACGGACGGGGAGUCUGGGAGGGGGAGGGCGGGGUGGGGGAGAGGGAGAAGGGAGUGACGGGAGGAGGUCCCAGCGACGGCAGGCGUUUAUUCAGAAGCUUAAGGGCCUUGCCUCGCCGCGCUUCAGGGAGGAUAAGGCGAAGGCGAGAGGGUGGCAAGGGGGGGAUGGGGAGGCGGAGGGGAAGCAGGAGGAGGGGGAGAAGAGGGCAGGGGGGAAGGGUGAGGGGAAGACGGGGAAGGGAGUGGGGAGGAAAGCAAUUGCCCCGGGUGCUGGGGGAGGUGGAGGGGGAGGGGGGGGGGGGGGGGCGGGAGGGGGAGGGGGAGUGGGCGGGGGAGGGGGAGUGGGCGGGUGGGGGCGCAGUAUUACAGGGGAGAGGACGCGGAGGGAGGCAGACGCUGUGGUCUCGGUGACAGGGAAGGGCGGAGGCAAGGAGAAAGAGAAGGAGAAAGAGGGGGAGAGGGAGAAGGGCAGGCGGAUGGUAGAGGCUCUCCUAGACAUGCCCACGCGGAGGGUGGAGUCACCAGCUAGAGGGAAGGCCAGGAAGGAGGUAGUAGCGCGACCAGGGACAGGAGGAGCAGCAGGAGGAGGAGCAGCGGGGGGCGACUCUAUGCGCAGAAGCACAGAGGACAUCCGAAAGAGAUUCGAGGUCGGGCAGCAGAUCGGGCAGGGGCGGCGGGGAGUGGUGGUGUACAUGUGUGUGGAGCGGCGCACGGGGCGCGCGUAUGCGUGCAAGGCGAUAGACAAGGCGACUCUGGUGGAGCCGAGGAAGGUGGCGGCUGUGCGCGCUGAGGUGGACGUCAUGAGGAAGCUGCUGGGAUGGCCCCAUGUGGUGGGGAUCAAAGACGCGCUGGAAGACGAAAAGUGUGUGUACAUUAUCAUGGAACUCUGCUCGGGGGGGGACCUCCUGGACCACAUCAACUCGUCGCCGUUCAUCUCGGAGCGAGAGGCAGCCAUCAUCCUGCGCGUGCUGGCAGAGACGCUGCGCUCGUGCCACAACCACGGCAUCAUGCACCGCGACUUAAAGCCCGAGAACAUCCUGCUCGCGCAGCCCGGGUGCUGGUGGGACCUGCGAUUAGCCGACUUUGGAUUCUCCGUUCACCUUAAGGCCGGAGAGCGCAUGACAGGCUAUGCUGGUUCGCCAUUCUACAUGGCCCCGGAGGUCCUGGACAGCAUAUACGGGCACGAGGCAGACGUGUGGAGCCUGGGGGUCAUCCUCUACACCAUGCUCUCCCAGAAGCUGCCCUUCUGGGACGACACGGACGCGGGUGUGUACCGGCAGAUCAAGCGCGCUGAGGUGGACAUGGAGAGCGGCGUGUGGCCCGCGAUCUCGGAUGAGGCUAAGGACCUGGUGCUCGGGAUGCUGUCUGCGGACCCGCACCAGCGAAUCACUCUCGACAGAUUGCUCGCUCAUCCGUGGAUGGCAGCCAACGGCUGUGAUAUGCCGCCAUCGCCUGCACAUAGCACAGCCUCUUCGACCGACACGUCAAGCCUUUCUGGCAGACGAAAGAAAGACAUUGCUCGGUCUACGGGCACCAUUUUCUCCUCGCUCGGAAUGCCCUUUUGCCGUGUCUAUCAAGGUAAUGAUGACGACGAGGAUGAUGACCAGAGUGUAUCAGGUUUACAAUAG
Molecule: messenger RNA, 3030 nt
Organism: Closterium sp. Yama58-4
Lineage: Eukaryota; Viridiplantae; Streptophyta; Zygnematophyceae; Desmidiales; Closteriaceae
Source: the annotation of a GenBank genome assembly